Molecule: messenger RNA, 495 nt
Organism: Nicotiana attenuata
Lineage: Eukaryota; Viridiplantae; Streptophyta; Magnoliopsida; Solanales; Solanaceae
Exons: 2
Coding region: 1-495 (164 amino acids)
Source: RefSeq, a predicted model, not a curated record
AUGGCUUGUGUUUCUACAGUCACUUAUUCAAUAGUGAUAAAUGAUAAGCCAACUACUUCUUUUGAUGCCAAGCGUGGGGUGAGACAAGGGGACCCUAUGUCCCCUUACCUAUUUGUUUUAGCUAUGGAAUACUUUACAAGGUUGUUGAAGAAUUUGCAGCACAAACCAGACUUUAAUUUUCAUCCGAAAUGUGAGAAACUCAAUAUUCUGCAACUAAGUUUUGCAGAUGAUCUUCUAGUCUUCUGUAGAGGGAGACUACAAAUGAUUAAAAGUGUGUUACUAUCUAUCCAAUCAUUCUGGUCGCAAGUGUUUCCUUUGCCAAAAAAGAUCCUACUGAAGAUUGAAAGCAUUUGCAAAAAGUUUCUAUGGACAGGGGAGGCAGAGGGGAGCAAGAAAGCUUUGGUCGCAUGGACACAACUUUACUGGCCAAAAACUGCAGGAUGCUUGAACAUAACAGAUAUAGUUACUUGGAAUAAAGCAGCAAUCCUGAAGUAG